AUUUUAAAAAACAAAAACUUAGUCAAUAAAAUAUUACUUUGACAUAAUUAAAAAUUGACCCAAUGAUAGAUAAGUCAUUGGAGAGAGAAAGAGAUAAUGAGAAUAAAGUAGCAGGCCAAUUGAUACUCAAUACCCACCACAAGUCCAAGUUUUCACAUACCCUUAAACCAUCUUCAAGACCUUAAUCAAUUAAUUAAUUAUAAAAAGUUGAUUUAAUAACAAUUAAUUACUAGAAAAAUAUAAGAAAAAUACAAUGCCUAAAAAAAAAAGAUUACAGAGCAUAAGCAAAGUUUAGAAUAAAAGAAAAUUGGAGAGAAAGCGUGCAAACACGACAUGAAGAGAAAGUGUACCACGUUAGGAGUGGCCGGUUGGUCAUAUGUUCACUAAACACACAAUACACAAAUACACUCAUCUUCUUCCUUUCAAUUCAAGGCUCUCUCUCUCUCUGGUUCUUUUCUACCCGAAAGCUCCCAUAUCUAGAAGCAAAAGACUAAUCAUCCAUACUUCUCUGCAAUCUUUCUCUUUUUUCUGAUGAAGAAACUUUGUCCAAAUUUUGAUCGAGAAGAUGGGUUGGACACAGUCCUUGAAGUUCCAAUCCCAGAAGAGAUGUUUGCUUCAAACAAGAAUAGGUCAUGGCAGAACUUCAAAGCUUGGAUGAGACCACAUACUGAUCAUAGGUCUCUUUCAAACAUAUUUGGUGGCAGAAACUCUGAGAUCCAACUCUUGCUUGGUCUCGUUGGUGCUCCUUUGAUCCCUCUCCCCAUCUGCUCUGAUCACCAGUUCAUCAACCACAACAUCAAAGAUCAACCUAUUGAGGCAUCAAUAGCAAAAUACAUAGUGCAAGAAUACGUAGCCGCAGUGGGAGGGGAGAAAGCAUUGAAUUGUGUAGAAAGCAUGUAUGCAAUGGGGAAAGUGAAAAUGGGAGCUUCAGAAUUCUGUGCAGGAGAAGGGAGCUUGAACAGUAAGGUGGUGAAAGUGAAGGAUUUGAUGAACGGAGGUGGAGAGAUAGGAGGAUUUGUUCUUUGGCAAAAAAGGCCUGAGUUUUGGUGCCUGGAGCUAGUUGUUUCAGGCUGCAAGAUCAGUGCAGGCAGUGAUGGUAAGGUGGCUUGGAGGCAGACUCCAUGGCAUCAUUCCCAUGCCUCCAGAGGCCCACCUAGGCCCCUCAGGCGCUUCCUUCAGGGUCUUGAUCCCAAAUCCACAGCCAACUUAUUCUCCAACUCCAUUUGCAUCGGCGAGAAGGCGAUCGACGACGAAGGCUGCUUCGUACUUAAGCUUGAAGCCGCACCUUCAUCACUAAGAGCAAGAAGCACAGGCAACGUAGAACUAAUGAAGCAUACAGUCUGGGGAUACUUCAGCCAAAGAACAGGUCUCUUAGUCCAACUAGAAGACUCUCACAUUCUAAGAAUCAAAGCCUCAGGGAGAAAUGAAACCAUUUACUGGGAAACCACAAUGGAAUCUAAAAUUACAGAUUACAGAACCAUUGAUGGAAUCAACAUAGCACAUGGUGGUAGAACAUCAGUUUCAUUGGCUAGGUUUGGUGAGAACUCAGAGAGCAAAUCAAAAACAAGAAUGGAAGAGAUUUGGGCAAUAGAAGAAGUGGAUUUUAAUAUAAAAGGAUUGUCUAUAGACUGCUUUUUGCCACCUAGUGACUUGAAGAAAGUCGAAGAAGAAGGUUAUGGAGUUCUGAAUUGUAAUAAUGAAAAAUUGCCAUUGCAGAUAAGAUCAGCUUCUACUAGGAUUCAUGCUUCUAAGGUUGUUCAUGUUUAUGUUGAUGACUUAGAAAAUAGUAUUGAAGAUGAUGAUGAGGAAGAUCAUUGAAGAGUUAUAAAUUUGUUUCCAUUUGUAAAUACAAAUGAAAUCUUUAUAUAUUACUAUUAUUAUUUUAUUUGUUUGAAUAGAA
Manihot esculenta (cassava) is the source of this 1900-nucleotide messenger RNA. RefSeq lists its product as uncharacterized. The record is from RefSeq and is a predicted model, not a curated record. NCBI's taxonomy places the organism in Eukaryota, Viridiplantae, Streptophyta, Magnoliopsida, Malpighiales, Euphorbiaceae. The coding region runs from base 532 to 1818 and encodes 428 amino acids. The transcript has 3 exons.